Messenger RNA from Vitis vinifera (wine grape), 1413 nucleotides. Its product is annotated as G-type lectin S-receptor-like serine/threonine-protein kinase At1g61390. The record is from RefSeq and is a predicted model, not a curated record. Lineage: Eukaryota; Viridiplantae; Streptophyta; Magnoliopsida; Vitales; Vitaceae. The coding region runs from base 1 to 1074 and encodes 357 amino acids. Gene Ontology annotation, biological process: recognition of pollen. The transcript is spliced from 2 exons.
AUGAAUUUACAUAUUUCCAGUGCUUUUGUUUCAUCCUUCUUCCUCUUGUACAACUUGAUGCCAUCACAAUAUUGUUCUGCCAUUGAUGCCAUUACUCCAACUCAAGUACUCACACAAGAACAGACUCUUACCUCCUCUGGCCAAAUCUUUGAGUUAGGCUUCUUCAAUCCUGGUAAUUCUGGUAAAAACUAUGCUGGGGUAUGGUAUAAGAAUAUUUCUGUGCCCACGAUUGUGUGGGUGGCAAACAGGGAGAGGCCACUUUCAGCUUUGGACUCCUCUACAGUGCUAACAAUUGGCAGUGAUGGAAAUCUGAUGCUUGUGGAUAGCAUGCAAAACAGUGUCUGGUCUACCAAUGAGAGUUCCUAUGGGAGAGCUUUAAUCAUCCUUGCGAUACCCUUCCUACCCAACAUGAAGAUAGGUAUGAACAUCAAAACUGGAGAGAGGCGUUCCUUGGCUUCCUGGCAAACAGAAGAUGAUCCAUCGCCCAGAAACUUUUCUUUGGGAAUUGCAGCGCAGAUGCCACUACAAUCUUUUAUUUGGAAUGGAACAAUUCCAUACUGGAGAAGUGGGCAAUGGAAUGGAUUAAAGUUCACGGGGGUACCAGAGAUGGAUGAUGUGUAUUUAAAUGUAUUUAACCUCUUACAGGAUACUCAGCAGGGGACAGCGUAUUUCACUUUCAAUAUAUUCAACGAUUCUUAUGUUACGAAUACGGUCAUUUCAACAGUUGGAUCUCUCAAGAUUAGGGAUUGGGAUGAAGACAAGAAGAAAAGGAGUACUCGUUGGGAGGAACCAAGGAGUCUCUGCGAUCUUCAUGGAGCUUGUGGACCUUAUGGGGUUUGUAACACAUAUAAGUCACCAAUUUGUAGAUGUCUGAAAGGGUUUGUUCCAAAGUCAAGUGAUGAAUGGAGCAAAGGAAACUGGACAGGUGGGUGUAUCAGGAGCACUGAAUUACUUUGUGAUAAGAACACAAGUGAUAGAAGGAAAAAUGAUGGAUUUUGGAAGCUGGGUGGGACGAAACUGCCAGACCUUAAUGAAUACCUGCGCCAUCAGCAUGCUAAGGAGUGUGAAAUUUGAUGCUUGAAUACUGUUCUUGCAUGGCAUGUGCAUAUGUGAUUGGAAUUGGGUGUAUGGUUUGGUCUGAUUCUCUCAUGGAUAUCCAGAAGUUUUCCUCUGCUGGGAAGGACCUUUACCUCCUUGCAUGUUCAGAGCUAGGUCACAAUAAUUCAGUGUUGAUACUUUCAUGGAUGAGUACUGCUUUUUUUCCCUCUUUUCCUUUUACUUGCUAUGACUUAAUUUUUCUGUUUCAGCUAACACACAGGAUAACGCUCAUUUUCAGCCUCACAACUGUUUCUAGUAUCAUCUUCUUGGCUACCUUAGUGUAUAGUUUACACAAGUGGAAUGCUAACCAAAAAG